This is a messenger RNA of Peromyscus eremicus (cactus mouse), 2005 nucleotides long. It is a transcript of the gene C3H2orf81, whose product is annotated as chromosome 3 C2orf81 homolog. The transcript has 4 exons. The coding region runs from base 121 to 1950 and encodes 609 amino acids. Lineage: Eukaryota; Metazoa; Chordata; Mammalia; Rodentia; Cricetidae. The record is from RefSeq and is a predicted model, not a curated record.
CCGGAGACCCUCAGGGCUGCCUGGUUGCCGAGGCGACCGUUGGGCCGCGGCCGCGGCGGCUGCAGCGAUGGAGGUUCCUGGAGGCAGCUGAAACACCGCGUCCGAGCGACUGUCGAGACAAUGUCACACGAAGGCUCGAGGCAGGCGCGAGACCGUGGGGUGACCCGAUCCAAGGCUGAAAAAGCCCGGCCGCCCACCCAGCCGGUGCCGCAGGUGGACAUCGUGCCUGGGCGGCUCAAUGAGGCAGAAUGGAUUGCGUUUUUGUCCCUGGAGGAGGGCGAGGACGUAGUGGGUGACAUCUUGGCCGACCUUCUUGCUCGAGUCAUGGAGUGUGCCUUCAAAGUCUACCUGACUCAGCAGUGCGUCCCAUUCACCAUUAGCCAGGCCCGAGAGGCCAUGCUGCAGAUCACUGAGUGGCGCUUCCUGGCCCGGGAUGAGGGAGAAUCUGCAGUGGCCGAGGACCCCACGUGGGGCGAGGACCAGGAGCCCCUGGCAUGCACCACGGAUGCCUGGGCCCAGGGCUCCGUGCCUGUACUGCACACGCCGACACCCGGGGGUGCAGAGGAGCACUUCCAAGGCGAAGAACCUGGGAACCCGGACCAGUUCCUUUUAGGUUCACCGUGGUCGGACAGAGACUCCCAGGAGCCAACAGCAUCUCCAGAGCCUUCUGCUGAGCCAAGAGUCACCCCAAGACCCAUGCCCAACUUGGAGGUGUUUCAGGAAGUUGAGCCCGGGGAUAUCUUGGAAGAACCCGAUGGCCAGGAGCAAAGCCACAUCUUGGCCACGUCUUCAAAAGAGGCUUUAUGGCCUAGUCACAUCUUGCCUUCGAAGGAGUCCUUACUGACUUCCCUGGAAGUGGUGCGGGUCCCCAGCCCCCAGCCUUCCCUGGGUCUGCCCCAAGUUGUCAGUCUCCAGGCCUCUGAGGAGAAGGGACCAUCCCUCGGCUCCCACCUGUCCCUCGAGGAUCUUUACCUCUGCGUGCCUCAACCAGACGCGGCAGGAGACCGGCUGAACCUCGAGAGCAAAGGCAUGCCCGGCACCUCCUCGGACGGCUCUGUGCCCCUCCUCAGUGUGCCCACCCCAGAAGAGCCCUGCCGGUCGCCGCAGCCUGCGCAAAGCCGCAAGACGCCGGUGGUGCGCCUGGAUCCCGCUCGGCUGCCCCGCCACUGGGUGCGCCCAACGGCCGAGGUCCUGAACCCGGACUCCGAAGCGCGCCCUUUGGAAAUAUACCGCGGGCGCCCGCGGGGUGAAAAGAGCCAAGCUGGGGCCCGAACCUCAGCUAGCGGGCCCCAAGCCCUGGGUUCACGCGCCCCCUCUAAACCCCCCGUCUCUACCUCAAGGUUCCCUCUCCAGUGUUAUGCUCCAUUCAGUGCUUUGGGCCCCGAUCCCACUUUGAACUUGGCCCAAUCCUCACCAAGCUUCGGCUCAAAGAUGCCAUUCCUCAGCCCCGGGUUCCGGUUCCUCGCCAGAAACCCAAUCCCCCCCGAAGUCGCCCGCAGCCCCAGUCCCAAACUUUGGCCUCGGGCUAAGUGGCCGAGCGGCUGGGAGCGGGAGGCAGAGCAGCUGGGCGAGCUGUGGGCCGGUCGGACCCGCGUGCCUUCACUGGGCCAGGAACCUGCUGUUGAUGACGCCUCGGAGGACUCGGGAUGGCCCCUAGCGGCGCCCCAGGUCCUCGAGGCCACGUCCCAGGUUCUGUGGAAGCCCUUGGUUCUUUCAGACACCAUGAAGCUGACUCCUGGUGUGAGUAUGUGGAACCGGGGCACCCAGGAGCUGCUCAGCCCUGCUGCCACCCUGGAGGAGUGUGAGGGAGACACCUCCCAUGCGGCUGAGCAGCAACCCAUCCAGACAGGGGUGCCCAGGCCCCAGGUGAUUGUGACCCAGCUAAUAAAGAAGGAAACCCCCAAAGCCUGGCUGCUCCCAGACAAGCCUGUGCCCCACUCUGGGUCCUGAGCCUCCACACUGGGAAUUGAGCCUUGCCCAAAAUAAACAUGCGUUGCGGCAGGAA